Messenger RNA from Perkinsus marinus ATCC 50983, 219 nucleotides. RefSeq lists its product as hypothetical. The record is from RefSeq and is a predicted model, not a curated record. The transcript has 2 exons. NCBI's taxonomy places the organism in Eukaryota, Perkinsozoa, Perkinsida, Perkinsidae. Bases 1 to 219 code for a protein of 72 amino acids.
AUGGACGACAGUAUGACAGCUGGCGAGCUCCGACGCCGUUACGGUCCCGGAGGCUCUGCGCCUGAUUCCGAUCUAACUGCCAGCCAACUUCGAGCCAGACAUAACAUUCACAAUAAUUCCUUCAAAAAUGACGGGAAUGGUAUGAGUCCAACGGUCAUCGUUGCUCUCAUCGUCCUCAUAGUUGCUGCUGUAGGAGCGAUGAUGAAAUUCUCGUCUUGA